AUGAUCUUAGUGGUCUACAUCCUAUUCUGCUCAUUGCUACUAAAUCUUGUUCGCUCUUUACCCACAUCUGAUUCUCUAUUCAAUGGUUCUGGAAUCUUCAACCCAUCAGCGAGGUCCGGCCUUCAAACAUCUCCAAAAUCUUUCUCCACGACCACCGCAAUGAUGACCAUGUUCACUACUACAACCGUGUUUCUCACUCAAACGGUUACUUCUAGCACUGCUAGCAGCACUUUAGACCUUCCGACAACAGCAGAGGAGUCAGGCUCACCGAUAUCAACGGGCUCAGUCUUGUCGCCAGCCUCUAGUGCUUCAUAUACGUCCUCUAGUACGACCGUGGCUUCGACAUGGAUCAUGCCUGCUCAGAUCACCAACAUCGCCCAAGCUUUCAAUAUCACAAAAUUUGGGGACAAUCAGAGUAACUCAAAAAUUGUCAAUCAGAUACCCGCUAAUGCAAGCGCAAGCGAAUCCUCUUCACCAAACGUUCUAUCAAGUACCGAUGUGUUAUACGUACCAAUAGCCUCACCUUCCGCUCUUGGCCUUCGAUUCCCGUCUCCCGGCCUUAUCCAGAUACCCUUUGAAAACCAUAGUGAUAGUGGGACGUCAAGCUCAAGCCCGGAUGACCACCAGUCAAGCUCUCAGUCUGUAUUACAGAUCUUCUACCCUCAAGGUUCCAUAAAUCCCGCCAACGCCCCCCGAGGAGGUUCCCAAUUUUAUGCCUCUCCAAUUGACAUCUCCUCUGCACGGAACGUCACGUUCUCGUACGGCGUUUUCUUUCCUGUCAACUUCGAUUUCGUAAAAGGAGGAAAAUUACCUGGGUUGUAUGGUGGACAUUCCGGAUGUUCUGGUGGGGACACUGCGACGACAUGUUUUAGUACCAGGCUAAUGUGGAGGGACGAGGGGAGGGGAGAGUUAUAUCUGUACGCGCCAAAGGACAAACAAAGUCCCGAUCUGUGCUCUGAAAACCACACGGUCUGUGAAUCUACUUACGGCAUCUCUAUCGGACGCGGUACAUUCUUGUUCCAACGGGGCAAAUGGACAUAUGUCUCUCAAACUGCUACACUCAACACACCGGGACAGCAAGAUGGAUGCUUCACGUUGGACGUCAAUGGGGAACGGGUUAUUGAUAGGAAGGAUAUAUUUUAUCGGGAUAUCACUUACUGGUCGGAGAGCUCGUCUGGAAGAACUACAGGCAACCCUAGCAAACAGCCUUCGCGAUCGCCCAAGAAGAAUAUACAACAUAUCCCUUCUCACCUCAAAUCCCCACUUGCGAUUCCAUUGCCCUUGGAUAGUCUUGAUCCACCUCCGAAUCCUAAGAUUGGUGGCGGCUUAUUGGGAAUUCUAAGUCGGAACGACAGUCGAAAUGUUGAGCUUGCUCCGGAUGAGCUGUCCAUCCAGGAACCCGAUGACACUCAAACACAUGCUGCUGGGGUACAGGAGUUGGACGACACGGAAGCGGAAAUACGCAAAGUGACCUCUGCGAGCAGUCAGCUGUCUCAAUCUCAGUCCUUCGAGGCUUUAUCUGCGUCAGGUCGUGAAGAUUCUGCGGUGUACGGACUCGAUUUGGUACCUAUCGCAUCCUCACCAACUCACCCUGUUGGGUUCGUUGGGAUAUUCUUCAGUACGUUCUUUGGUGGCCAUCGACCAGACUGGGCUAGCCCGCGCGACCAACAUGUGUGGUUCAAGGAUUUUUCGUUGGUUAACAAUGGCUGA
Messenger RNA from Marasmius oreades (fairy-ring Marasmius), 1710 nucleotides. RefSeq lists its product as uncharacterized. The transcript is spliced from 3 exons. The coding region runs from base 1 to 1710 and encodes 569 amino acids. The record is from RefSeq and is a predicted model, not a curated record. NCBI's taxonomy places the organism in Eukaryota, Fungi, Basidiomycota, Agaricomycetes, Agaricales, Marasmiaceae.